Messenger RNA from Lodderomyces jiufengensis, 1194 nucleotides. RefSeq lists its product as uncharacterized. The coding region runs from base 1 to 1194 and encodes 397 amino acids. The transcript has a single exon. Gene Ontology annotation, molecular function: ATP hydrolysis activity; GTP binding; ATP binding. The record is from RefSeq and is a predicted model, not a curated record. NCBI's taxonomy places the organism in Eukaryota, Fungi, Ascomycota, Pichiomycetes, Serinales, Debaryomycetaceae. Gene Ontology annotation, cellular component: cytoplasm.
AUGCAACAAAUAAGAACAUUUACAACAACUCUAAUACGACUAAAACCACCGUCCAACAAGCUUUCAUCAACAUCAUCCACAAAGUACCUAGGACGACCAUCAAAUAACUUAUCAGCGGGAUUAGUCGGUCUAGCAAAUGUUGGUAAAUCGACAUUUUUCCAAUCAAUAACAAAAUCAAAUUUAGGUAAUCCAGCAAACUAUCCAUAUGCAACAAUAGAACCAACAAAAUCAAUUGUACAAGUACCACUGGAGAAAUUAGCCCACUAUCAAAAGAUUUACAAUUCACAAAAACAAGUUCCUACAAAUUUAACAAUAUGGGAUAUUGCAGGAUUAACUAGAAAUUCAAGUUCUGGAGCUGGUUUGGGUAAUAAAUUUUUGAAUGAUAUUAGACAAGUUGAUGGGAUAUUGCAAAUUGUUAGAGGAUUUAUAAAUGAUGAGAUUAUACACAUUGAAGAAAAUAAAGUAGAUCCAAUAAGAGAUUUAGUUAUUGUUAAUGAUGAAUUGAUUUUAAAAGAUUUAGAAUUCAUUGAAAUUGAGAUGGAGAAAUGUAAGAAAAAUUUGAAAAAGCCAAAUAUGUCACAUGAAGAAAAGAAUUUGAAAAUUCUCGAGAAAUUAAGUGAUUCAUUAUAUGAAGGAGUUAAAAUCAUUAAUGAAGAAUGGAAUGAUGAAGAAAUUGAUUUUAUAAAUACUUUAAAUUUAUUAACUGCUAAACCAUCAGUAUACUUAUUGAAUGUAUCCAGAGAGGAUUAUUUAUCACAAUCAAACCAAUUCUGGGAUGAAGUUCAAACUUGGAUCAAAAAAAAUUCUAAAAAUGAUAAAUUAAUAAUGUUUAGUGCAGAAUACGAGCAUGAUUUAAUCGACCAAGAAGGCAAUUCAAUUAUACCAGAAAUUAUACAAGAAAUGAGAAACUUUUUGAGUCUAAUUUCAUUUUAUACAUGUGGAGAUUUAGAAGCAAGACAAUGGACUAUUAGAAAAGGUAGUACAGCACCGGAAGCAGCAGGACUAAUACAUACAGACUUACAACAAACAUUUAUAAACUCAAUAGUUUACAAAUGGGAUGACUUAAAAUUCCCAGAAGUGUUCGAUGAAGCCAAAUUAAAAUCUACAGGAAAACAACAAAAACAUGGAAAAAAAUACGUCGUGGAAGAUGGUGAUGUAUUAGUUAUAAAAUCAGGAAAAGGUAAAGCUAGAUAG